AUGAUAUUCAACUCCUGCAUUUCCAAUGCUCACAACCAUACUAUCUGGAGAAAAGUGCUUCAAAAUCUGAGCACUUUACAUGAAGAUAUCAAAUGCUCCAUAACCCAACGGGAGUUCAUAGUAUCAUCCAUGAAUAGCACUGACACCGCAAUGAGUCAGGCUCGUUUCAAGCGCAGUUUUUUCGAAAGUUACGACUUUAGGCCGCAGGAAACCGUUUUCGGGGAAGAUGGGCUUCAACAAGUCCAGGAUCAACAGCUUGAAGUACAUCAACUAUAUUCGUUCAAAAUCAAUGGCAAAGUCCUGGGUGUACUCUUUCGAAAACCUGAAAAUGACAACAUCAAGACACUAGAGCUAGCUAUUCAUAACGGUGCAACUUGUCCGGAAUCUCUGGCAAAUCGAUUUCAGAUUACUAUACACACCGAGAGCUUGAUGGUCAAAGAAUAUGUGCCUAACAUAGUUCCGAUAAAAUACGACCCAAUUGUGAUUAAUUUGAGGUAUAAAUGGCGCUUUCUGGAUGUUUACGGGGGAUCUUGUGAAGACCAGGAAGAACAGCUGGAUCCGCGGCUAUUAGACAUGUUUAAAGUCUUCAAUCGCGAACUGACAGAAUCCUAUUUUAACAACGACAUAUUAUCCAACACCAAAAAAUCCAGCGGAACACUCACACCGGAAGAUGAAAUCAAUUAUCUAUGCUGUAACCUCCAGCUUUUGAAGAAUUUUAUUGAUAGCUGUCACACCAGCGCGACGGAAGAGGUCAAAGUUGACGUCUCGAUCUCCAAGCUGGGUCUCACGGCCUUCACCAAGGCAAUAUACAGUAAAAAUAACGACGUGCUGCGUAAUGCAAUCCGCGCUACCAACAUCGUCAGUACCAACGAUCUGGAGCAUUAUUGUCUGUUCACAACGACAGGCGACGAAAGCAGUAAGAGUCGACCGCUGGCCAAAACAAUUUCUUUUGGCAUGAAAGACUUCAGAAACUUUGUCAAUAUGGCAGCUUUUUGGAAGGGAAAUCAAAACGUUAACAUUUGGUUUUGUCGUCCAGGAGAUCCGAUUUUCAUGGAAUUAGUCAAAGACGAUCUGGAACUUGAUCUCGUUCAAGUCACAGAAAGCAGUGACAGUGUGCCAAAUGCUGGUACUAAAGUCAAUGUCACACGUACAAGUCCACUCCGAGAAUCGGCCGUGAAAGCUACGAGCCCUCGAAAAUCGCCUUUGCAAAACAAAAGUCCCUUCAAGUUCAACUCUACCGAGAGCACGCACAGUCCACUGAAACCUAAGUCUCUGUUUACCAACGAUGAUGAUGAAAAUCAAGGGCAGCGAAUGUGGAAUAACCCCAUUCGCGGGAAACGACGGUUAGAAGAUGACAAUCUAGAGGAUCACUCGAGAAAGCAAUUCGACCAAGAGCAGAACAGCGGCACGGUGGCGCAUCGCACUCGAACAACAAUCGAAUGGGGCACCGGCGACUCGGAAUCUGCAGCUAAUACAACUUCUACGCCACUUCUUGAUCAGAGAGAUUUGUUGAAGGAAGAGAAAAGAAAGUUUUUACGGGAUCUGAAAGCCCAGCGGCAAAAAGAUCAGAGAAACGCUCAGGACGAAGCAGAAGAGAAUCAGUUGGGUCCCACACAGAUAGAUAGGCCCAAGGGUCUUUUCGACUAG
Molecule: messenger RNA, 1647 nt
Organism: Lachancea lanzarotensis
Lineage: Eukaryota; Fungi; Ascomycota; Saccharomycetes; Saccharomycetales; Saccharomycetaceae
Gene: DDC1
Product: LALA0S05e05622g1_1
Exons: 1
Coding region: 1-1647 (548 amino acids)
Biological process (GO): meiotic cell cycle; cellular response to ionizing radiation; recombinational repair
Cellular component (GO): condensed nuclear chromosome; checkpoint clamp complex
Source: RefSeq, a predicted model, not a curated record